This is a messenger RNA of Pogona vitticeps (central bearded dragon), 685 nucleotides long. Lineage: Eukaryota; Metazoa; Chordata; Lepidosauria; Squamata; Agamidae. The record is from RefSeq and is a predicted model, not a curated record.
GGUGCCCGAGAGCUGGGCGGAGAUGCGGGAGCCCCUCCUGGAGGGCAUGAGCUUCGCCCUCAAGUACUUGGGCAUGACGCUGGUGGAGAAGCCCAAGGGGGAGGAGAUGGCCGCCGCCGCCAUCCACCGCAUCCUCGCCACGGCCCGGGUGGGGAACAAGAAGUUCCAGAAGGUGAUCCUGACCGUCUCGCCGCGCGGCCUCUCCCUGCAAGACGCCGAGACCCAGGACACCAUUGCCUGCAUCUCCAUCUACCGGAUCUCCUAUUGUACCACGGACAAGCUUCAGAACAAAGUCUUUGCCUACGUGGCGCAGAACCCCCAGAGCGGAGCCCUGGAGUGCCACGCAUUUCUGUCCCCCAAGAAGAAGGUUGCUCAGGCAGUGACGCUCACAGUGGCUCAGGCCUUCCACGUGGCCCUUGAUCUCUGGGAUGUAAAAUGCUCCUUUGUAAAUGGAGGAGAGUAUAUGAGCAUUGGAGGGAUUCCUGUCUCUUUGUACCAUGUGUGCCGAAGGAGGGCGGGCAGACCCUCCUCUCUGCGCCUUGCCAGUCUGGAAGGGGAGAGCGGUGCCGCCGAAGGGCAGAUGGCCCUUCCUUUCCAGAGAGAGGUGGUGGCGGGGGCGGGGGGGGUGAGAAACGAGACACACACUUGGCCUCUUAGAGGCAGGGAAAUUCUCCCCAGUGAGUAA